Phlebotomus papatasi is the source of this 991-nucleotide messenger RNA. RefSeq lists its product as uncharacterized. Gene Ontology annotation, cellular component: nucleus. The record is from RefSeq and is a predicted model, not a curated record. The transcript is spliced from 2 exons. Bases 60 to 968 code for a protein of 302 amino acids. Lineage: Eukaryota; Metazoa; Arthropoda; Insecta; Diptera; Psychodidae.
UCCCAAGCAUCAUGAGAUGUGAAUUGUGACAGUUCCAGUGAAAUAUUCCGUGUGGAAAAAUGCAGCCCAAGAGAAAAAGAACUGCGAGAAUUAGUGAGGCGCAGAAGAUGGUUUUAGUGGAUUUUAUGAAAGAACAUCCUAAACUUCUUACUGGAAAGUAUGAUUUGCAUUUUCGACACACCGAUGGACAGAGAUUGUGGGAGCAAGCCAUGAAGAUUCUGCAUAAUGUUCCUGGAUCAAGAAAGACUUGGGAUCAGUGGCGAAAGGCAUGGCACGAUACAAGAAAACAAGUAAGACUUAAAGUUGAAGAACUAAAUCGUCUGCACAAAAAUAAAAUUCCACAAUCAGAGGCCUUAUGCCAUGUAGAUGAAGCUAUAAGAAAGCUUUAUAACUAUCAAUACACUGCCGAAAUUGUGGCAACAACACGGCCAAAAAAAGAAGUUAAUUCAAAUAAAUCUAAUCGAGAAUCAAUUGAGCAAUUGGAUGAGAUCAAUUUAAAAGGUGACCCGGAUGAAGAUAUGGAAGAAGAGGAUCCAAUAUCUGUUCCAAAUGAUUUUGAAGCUUUUUCGGCAAUUGAUGACAUUCCAGAAGAUUCAGACGAAUACUUACCAUCUGUAAGAAGCAUUCAGGAAGUUCAUAUAGAUGAACAAGAAGACUUAGACUCUGAACCUGAGACUGUGACUCAGAGAAGGACUUCAAAGCGUCAAAAGGAAAAGGAUAAUCCCGAUGUUAAAGCCAGUCCUUUUGCCCAAAUGGCUCAAGAAUUAAUGGAAAGUUGUAGGCAGCAGGCAAAAAUCCAAGAAGAGUACUACAAAAAUCAUUUGAAUCUCAUUAAGGAACAGACAAAUGCAAUUAAAAGUUUUCUGGAGGAGAGCAACAGACAAAGGGAGGAUUUGAAUAAGCACAUGGAGAUUCAGAUAGAAUUGACAAAUACUAUGGGAGAAAUCUUGAAAAUGCUCAAGAAAUAAAACAUGAAAAACUACCAUGAAAA